Molecule: messenger RNA, 10425 nt
Organism: Paramecium octaurelia
Lineage: Eukaryota; Ciliophora; Oligohymenophorea; Peniculida; Parameciidae
Source: the annotation of a GenBank genome assembly
AUGAAUUAUUUGUUAGCUAGAAAGGCAAAUUCUAUAUUAGAUGAUAAAGAGUUUCAAGGAUAGAAUAAUAGAAACUUGAGUAUAACAGAAUAGAUCUAAUAGGUAAAAAAUAUAACCUUAUUCGAAAUUUCAAAUUAUUAGAUCGAUUAUCAUAAUUUUGUUUCCUCUAUUCAAUUAAGAGGUGGUGGAUGCUUUGGAUCAACGCCAAAUCGUUCUGAUUUCAAAUCUAAUUUGCAAUAAAUUGAUUAUAGAUUUUUGGCCUAAUUAUCAACAUUUGCAAACGUAAUUUCUGAAAAAUCUUUAAGUUUUUAAGAUAAAUUGUAUCAGGAUGAAGUACUUGCUGCAUUUUAAUGGUUUUAAAACAAUAGAGAAUAAUUUCAUAUACUUUGUAAUGAUUAAACUGAAAAUACAAAAAAUUAUUAAUUGAUAGAAAAAAUUACAGAAUAAUUAAUGAGAUAAUUAAUCAUUUAUAUCAAGGUGUCAGGCUUUCUUUUUAAAUAGUUACUCUAAAUUUGUAAUGACUUUUGGAAAAUAAUAUUUUCUCAUUAACUACAGAAUGAAGAUAGAUACAUGUAGGAUGAAAUGUAGAAGAGUUUUUUAGAAAUUAUUGAAGAGGUUGACUCUUAAAUAUCAGUGGAAGCAGUCAAUAUUUGGAUUAACGGAGCGAAGUUCGAGCUUUAAUUGAUAAAAAUUUGCGUAUCUCAUUGUAGGACAAAUUCUGAAAAAGGAAAGGAGUUAGUUAUAUCUAUUGUUAGUGGGCUAUUUUAAUCGAUAUCUUAACUAAAACCUAGUGAGGAAUUAAUCGAUUCAUUAAUUGAAGGAGGAAAAUUUUUGCUCUUGAAUUUCUACGAUAAAUAAAUAUAAAAUCCUCUUCAGGUGUACGAAAUUUAUCUUUAUUUCGAAAAUCUUAAAUGGUCUAUUGUAUUUUAGUUGAAAUUGGGUUAUUCUAUUUAGAAUAUUAUAAAACAGAUUCAAGACGGAUAUACAAAAUACAUUAAACUAUCUAAGGAUUGGAGAGUUCAUUAUUUUUGGGUAAAUUUGAUAUCAGACAUUAUGUGUUAUAGACCAAUUUUUCUUAAGACUGAAAUUUAAUAAUUAUAAUAAUCAUAAACUGUUGAUGAAGAAACCUGGAAUUAACUCAUAAUUAAGUUGCCUUAUAAUAAGUUUGCUGGUAAAUUAAAAUUAUUUUCUAACAAUAAUUUUACAUUGAAAUAGUAUACAACUUUAAAGUUGUUCUAAGAGUACUUGAUUCAAAAUUAAUGUGAUAUUUAACUAUUGCCAAAUUAUAUUAAUUUUAAUUUCAAUGCUCAAGAAAGGAAACAAUUUUAAGAUGAAGAACUUUUUAUUCAAUCAUUAACUAAUCAAUCGAACUUAGAAAUUUUAAAAGCUUUAAUGAAAUAACUAAGGUAUUAAAAUGACCAAGUAACCAGUAAUUUUGUCAUUGCAAAAGAAAAAGUGAGUCAACAUGAUACACUUUUGGGAAGUGAAAAACAUAUUCAAUUCAAAAUCUUUUGCUAAGAACUACGAUUCUUGAUGAAACAAAUUAAAUAAUCAAGUCUGCUAUUAUUAUAUUUAAUUAAUGAGAUAAAUUUAUUUGUGAAUAAGGAACUUUAAAUUAAUUUAAUAAUAUAAACGAUAUUCUAAGAAUAGUUUAAAAUAUUGGAAGACUCAAAAAAAAUAAAGGAAUAAAUUUUAAAAGACAUACAAGAAAUUGAAAAUAAAUAUGCAUCUGAAUUUUUGGGUAAUUUUUAGAAUGUUUCCUAAUUUUGGUUAUAAAUUGCUUAAUAUACAUCCUUCUCACAUAUAGAAUUAAUUGAGGGGAACAUUGAAUUGGAAAAAUCACUUUAAUAAUAAUUGGAUUCCAAUGUGAAAUAUUUUACAAAUAUAAAUAACUUCUUAGAUAAAUUUCAAUUAUAGAUCUCUAAUGUUAAGACAAAAUUUUUAAAGAUUUUAGAAUAGUAGAAACUCAAGGGUUUAAUGAAGGAUUCGAUAAGCUAAAGAAAAUUACUUGAUAUUAUGAUAAAGUUGUUUAAUCCUAAAUUGACAUUAAAAUUGAUAAAUGAAAGCAUUUAAUAUUAUUAAAAAUUAUUACAGGAGGAAAUAUAAAUUGAAAAUGUGAAGGAUGUUCGGAAAAUUCUCAUAGUCAUUCAAUCAAACAUUAAUAUUUAUAAGGGAUUAUAAAUGAUCUUUAAAUAGCACCAAAAGAAAUUAUUAUCAAUAUAAAAAUAAUUUUAAGGGGCUUUUGAAAAAAUAAGUGUUGAUCACAUUAAAACUUAGGAAAAUUACGAAAUUGAUAUUAAAUUCCAUAGAACAGCAUUCAUCCUUGAAAUGGGGGAUUAACUGCAGCUUUUGUUUAAAAAAUACUAAAAUUAAGAACUAACAGAAGAAUAAUUAACAGACUUCAACGUUAUAUCAAAUAAAAUUAGUAAAGAAAUUAAUAAAAUAAAAUUCAUGGAUUGGCCAGAUCAAAUCAAAUCUCAUCAUAUUUUACUGCUAUCUGAAAUUAAGCUUUAAUUAGAACUCCUUAGUUUUGUACAGCAAGACAGAAAUAUUAUAUAAAUGGAAAUUUCAAAACUAUUAGAUGGAUAUCUUAAGGAAAUAAAUUCAGAGGAUAAACCAAAAGAGCACUUGCCCUUAACUAAGAAUAUAAAGCAAUCAUCUACCGAUGAUGAAUUUCUGAUAUUGAAAUUAAAAGAUUUUUUUGAUUGUGAAGAGCCUUUGAAUAUUUUAGAGAAGUUGAUUACCAAAACAAAAAAGAUAAAAAGCAUCUUUAGGUAAAACCAUUUAAAUGCAGCUUCUCAAAAUUUAUAAAACAACUUCGAUUUGUUGAACAAAUUAAAGGAUACCUAAACAUUAAGUCUCAAACAAGCCAUUACUGAUUUACAAUAACAAACGUUAGUAUUUUGUUAAAUGAUUGAUAAACAUGAAUAAAUUACUUUUGUUUAUGAGUUUAUUGAAAAGAGCUAAAAUUAACCUAAUUUAGAUUAAAUUUCCGCAUUAUUACAUAUAUUUAACUUUGAUACUCUGAAUUUUUAGGAUUAAAGGAUGGAACAUGGAGUUGGAAAAGUUGAUAUAAUAUAAACUAUGAUUGCAGAAUUGUAAAAAGAUAUGAAAAUAGUUUAAGAAGAAAAUAUUUUUGAUACAAUUUCAGAUUAAUCCUAUAAAGUUCGAGAAUUAGUUGUGUUCAAUUUAAUUAAAAUAUAAUCAAUCAUUUAAGAAUAGCCAAUAUAAGAGUUUUGUGAAAAUUUAUUAAAAUAAAUCUGGAUAAUUGAAAAAAAUCCAAAUGUUAGAAGCCUUCUAAAAAAUGAAGAAAUGAUAAAAAUGCAGAAGAAACUAUUUUCUCAAGAUUUAUAAAAUUUCUCACUUAAAAUAAAAAAAGAGAUGCAAACAAAAUUUAAAUAGAUUGAGCAACUUGAAACUUAAGUUCUUUUAAGUGGCAACUAGGAUGAAAUUAAGAAAUCACUAUAAGAGUAGUAUGAUGAGUUUGAGAUAUAUUUGGAUAACAUAACAGAUAUGUCAUAAAGAUUAGAUAUUAGUUUAGUAUUUUUAAGGGAAAUUAGUAAGGAUUUGAAAAACAUUAAAUCAUCCAUAGAUUAAAUAUUUUUAAGUGUAAAAGGAGUUGAGGAUGAUAUAAGAAGAUUAAGAGGUAAAAAUUUUAUGGAAUUGCUAAACAUUCGAAAGUAGAAGGUUUUAUACUAAAAGCUAGAAAAUGAGUAAGAUUAAAUCCAUAUUGAAAUUAAAACUUAAGAAUAUGAUCCCAUUUCUGGAAAUAAAAAAAAAAACAAGAGUGGUGAAUUUGAGACCUUUUUGAUGAAAUUGUAAUUUGAUAAUUAUGAUGGAGAAGUUAAUGAAUUUUUGUGGAGUGAGUAUGAAAGUCUAAAAGAUGUAAUGCUAAUAAAAGGAAAAGCAGGAUCAGGAAAAAGUAGAGCUUCACGUAACAUUGAAGAAUUUAUUUGGAUUUGCGAUUCAAUUUCACCAAAUUGGAUUCCAAUUUAUAUGUCACUUCCUUAAUUAAAAGAUCCUAAUCACAAUUUAAUUGAAUAGGCUCUGGAGUCUGAAAAUUACAACUUUGAUAAUAUUUAAAUCAGAGAAUUUAAAGAUGCAGUCAUAAAUGGAACAUUAAAGAUUGUUAUUAUACUUGAAAGCUACGAUGAGAUGAAAUAUGAGUAUAUUGGAACAAAUCUUUAUAAUAGAAAUCGAAUAGCUAAUGAUCUAAACCUUUAAGGCUAAGACUAAAAAGUAAAGUUUAUAAUUACUACAAGAGAAGAAAUACUAAACACUAUAGGAUAUUAAACAUGGUUUUAUGGUUCAAGUUUAUAAAAUCUCAAAGAAAUAGAAAUACUACCUUUUCGCUAGGAACAGAGUUCAUAGUAUCUUAAUAUAUAUGCUGAAAUUAGCAUUAAAAGAACAAUUAAAAGGUUUUAUGAGUUUCUCAAACAAUUAAAGGGUUAGAAAUUUUAAUUAGAGGAGUUUAAGUUAAUUUGGAGUCAAAUAGAAAGUACAAUUAAUUCUAUUAUAUUAUAAAGAAGAAAAUCUGAUAUGCUGUUUUUAAUGUCAGAUAUUGAAAGGAUAAUAAAAGCAAUUUAAAAUGUUUAGUUUUUUAGUUUUAUCUAAUCUAAUUAAAUGUUAUCUCUUAAAAAAGAACUUCUUUAAUUAUGGGGAGAAUAAAAAUUUUAAUCAGUAGUUAAAAAUGUAAAUAUCACACAUCUAUUGAGUACACCAUUUAUGAUGGAAAUAAUUGUAUAUGUGUUGCCUAAAAUGUCUUCACUUUUCUCUAAAGCCAACAGAAUUAGGGAAUUACUGAAGAAAAAUUAUAUGAUUUUGAAAAAGGAAGCUAACAAUUCACAGGUUUAGAUGGAAAUUUAUUAAAAAUACAGUAACAAUAGUAUCAACUUUGAGGCAGAAAAUUACAGAAAAAGUAGAAUGAUGAAAGAAAUUGAAAUAACUUAAUAGUUUACUUAAAUUUUAGAAGAUUUGGAUAAUUCAAACUUUUUUGAAUCAUUUUCAAUAGCUGAUUCCUUAGAAUGUGUAAACAAUACUACAAUUUUUUCUAACAGAAUAUUCAACGUCAAAUUUGAUGCCAAUUAUGUUGUUUCGGCUUUCAAGCUCUAAUAGUAUACUGCAUUUGAUUUUUAUGAAAUAUUUGUGAAUUUCUAUCACAAUUAACAACUUUAAAAGCUGAAAGAUUUGGGUAUAAGUGUUAAAGAAGAAAGUAUGCUUUAAGAUUUAAAUGAUUUUUCAACAUUUUUGGCAAUCGAUAUGUCCUUGAGGUAGCUUACUUAGGUAAAUUAUAAAUAAAAAAGAAAAUUAUAUAUUUCUUCAGUUAAAGAAGAGAGGAAUGUUGAAGUCUCUUGGGAUGAUUCAUACUUCGAUGAAAAUUAAGACGAUUUUGAGUAUAAAUCACUCUUACGAAAGUGUAUGUUGAUUAAUUCCAAAGGCAGUUUAUAUGCAUUUAAUCAUAAAUCUAUCUAAGAAUUUUUCGUAGCCAACUAUAUCAUAAACUUAAUAGAGACAAUCUUUUCCCAAGGAAAUGGAGAAGCGAAUCAAAAGUUCUUAAAAUAAUGCAGUUUUUGCAAAAAUGAAUUUAAUUUAUCAUUAGAGCAUUAUUCUGGGACAUUAGAAUUGUUAAAACCAAAGAUAAUAUAGAUUGAAGAUAUAAAGAAUAAAUUAAUUUAAUUAACAUUAUUAUCAAGGAAAAAUCCUGAAAAUACUCUUAUAAGAUCAGCUUCAAAUUCAAUUUAUAUCCUCUGUUCUUUAAGAGAACAUUUUGAAAACAUUGAUCUAAGUGAUUUGUUCAUAUAUUAUACUAAAUUAGAUGGAAUGAGUUUUUAUAAAUGCAAUUUGAGCAACUCUUCAUUUAAUAAUGUAUCUAUAGAUUCAUGUAAUUUUAAUUGCUCAACAAUAGAAAAUGCUAAAUGGGAAAAUUUGAUUUGCAAAGAAAAACCAUCAAUAAUAGCUCACCCUAGUUCUAUUAAAUAUGUGACUUUUAGUGACAAUGGAAAGUUUUUAAUUUCAGGGAGUGAAACUGGAGUUAUUAUUAAAUAGGAGAUGUUAGCUGAUUCAGAACCGAAAAGAACAAUACUAACAAAUACUGAUAACGAUAAGUUAAGAACAAUAUCUAUUGGAAAAAAUUUGCUUGCUUGCCUUUCUAAUAAGUUUUUAUACAUAUUUAGUUUAAGUGAUUUGAAAGAAUUACAAUCUUAUCUUGCAACAAGUAUAUAUUUUAAGGAUGCUGAUAUCAUUAGAUUUUCCCCAAAUGAUAAAUAUUUAGCUGUAACAUUAAGAAAAGGUAUAACACUCUUUUUUUUAGUAGAAAAUCUACUUCAAUAAUAAGAAUAGUAAUUAAAAUAUUUAUCACAAAUCAAUAACCAUAUCAUAUAUCAUAUAGCAAUUUCUCCAAACUAUCAGCUUUUAGCCACAGGUGAUUAUAGAGUUAAAAUUUGGAAUUCUAGUAACUUUUCAGAUGUUUAAUAAAUCUUAGAACUUCCAGGAGAAACAAUGAAAAUAAAUGCAAUUGCAUUUUCAAAGGAUAAUUAGGUAUUAGCUGCAGCAAUAGGUAAUAAGUUAGAAUUUUGGAAUAUUUAGAAUCUAAAUCAAGUUUUUUUAAAAUAUAAGUUUGACUCACUAGUUGAAUUAGAAUAAAUAUCUUAUUCAAAUAAUGGAAAGCUAUUUGCUUUUAGAUCAAAAUAGGUUUUGAAAUUAUAUGAGGUUUAAAAGUUACCUGAUCAAUAAGACUUUUUUAGAAUAAAUUCUGAACUUCCAGUAGAUUUAAUUGAAAUUUCUUCAGAUUGCUAAAUUUUGGCUAUGAGCCAUAUAUAUAAUUCUUAAAAUGAUAGUCCAAAGAUUACAAUAUGGAACGUUAAAAACUUGCAUUAAAUGAAGAUGAUCUCAGUUCUUAAAGAACAAUCUAAAAAUAUUUCAGCCUUAAAAAUCAGAAAUGAUAAUUUAGUUUUAGGUUCAGGUAGCUUAGAUCAUUCAAUUUGUCUUUGGGAUUUACUAAAACUAGUAUUAAUUGUGAAGUUAACAUCUCAUUAAGAUAAAAUUUUAGAUCUUGCAUUUUCAUCAAAUAAAUAGCAAAUGGCAUCCUGUAGUGUAGAUGCAACAAUUAUAGUUUGGGAUACUACCAACUUAGAUAAACCAUAAAUUAAAAUGACUUAAUAAUAACAACUUGGAGUUAAAAAGGUUCUUUAUUGUCCAAAUAGGCCACUCUUAGUGUCAAUGCAGGGGUAAACUGAUAAUGAAAUCAAAUUGUGGAAUUCUGCAGAAUUUAAGCUUAUUUCAACAAAUACAAUUUAAGCAUAGUUUAUAGACAUAAAUUUUAGUGAGGAUGGAGAGAAUAUGAUAUCUUUGAAUUAGGAUAAAAUUCUUAGAAUUUGGAAAAUAAAUGAAUAAGGUUUUGAAAUUUACAAAUAAAUCAAGAUUGAUGGAGAAAAAAACGUAAAUCAAGCAUAUUUUUUUGAUAGUUAAAGCAUUAUUGCUCGUUUCGGAUCAUCCGUAUAUCAUUUAUAUAUAAAAGAUUAAGAAAUUUAAAAAAAACAUAAAUAUGGAUUUUCAAGGAAACUUAAUUGUAUUUAAGUUUCAUAAAAUAAAAAAAUCAUUGUAAUGAAAGAUGAUGGUAAUCGUAAUCAGAAUAAUAUUGAGAUAAUAGUUAUUGAAAAUCAUAACAGAUAAAAUAAUGUAUAAGUUGAGGAUGAAAUUAACGAUUUCUAAUUUUCUAAUGAUGCUUCACUUUUAGCCGUUGCAACAGAAAAAGGAGCAUUCAUUAAGGAUAUUAUAACAAAUUAAAUAUUGUAGAAUUUUUAAUAAAAUUGUUGUUGUAAAUUGAUUUGUUUUAUUGGGAAAGAAUAAUUAGCGAUCAUGUUAAAUUAAUAACUAGUUUUAUAUGAUAUAUAAGAUAUUAAUUCUUCAAAAAUAAUAUCUAUAAUAUAAUUAUAUGAUACUCCUGAGAAAAUGAUUUUCUUAGAGCAAAGAUAGGAGAUUUGUAUUUGUAGUAAGACCAGUGUUGUAUUGAUAAGCUUAUUAGAAGUAUAAUAAAUUAAAUUAAUAUAAUUUGAUGAGGAUAUAUAACCAAUGGCAGUAAUUUUCGAUUCGGAAUAAAAAUUUAUGGGUAUUGGAAAAAGAUACAAAAUGUAAUUUAUGUCACUUUCGAAUGCUAUUAAAAUUGAAAAAACAAGCAAUUUAUAUAAGAAUAACUAGAAUAAACCUCACAUUUAUACAAACUUUUCUUAAGACUGUAAUAUUUUCUCAAUAUUAACCUCUGAGUUAUUGUAUUUAUAAUUGGAUAUUAGUUCUAAUUAGAUUUUAAAAAAAGUUAGUUUUUAACCUUAUAACAAUCCCUGUGCAUUAAAUAAUUAAGAAACUUUGAUCAUUGUCAAUAGCCCAGGAAUAAACUAAAAGAAUUUAUUUCUAAUUGACCUGGAAACCUAAAAAACAGUGAAUUGUUUUGACGAUAUAGAUGAGCGAAAAUCUAGAUGUCUAACAAUUGUUUUUUCACAAGAUGGAUAAAAUUUUCUUACUAGUUAUUCAAACUUGACAAUUAAAUUUUGGGAUACUAAAUCUUGCAAAUUGCUCUCUACUUUUAAAACAGAUACUAAUUCAAUCUAACUCCUUACAAUUUCAAUUAAAGGAAUAUUAGCUUAAACAAGUGAUAAUAUCAUAAAGUUAUGGGAUUUAAAUGCCUUAAAACAAUAAUAAUAAGAAAUGGAUGGUCAUAAUUCUUCAGUAAGUGAGAUAUGUAUUUCUCCAGAUGGUUUAUAAAUGGUAACAGGAUCUGAAGAAGAAAUAAUAAGAUGGGAUUUUAUUGCACUAAAACAACUUGAUAUAUUAAUUAAAGGUAAAAGUCCUAUAUCUAAAUUUUGCUUCUCGCCCAAUAGUCAAUAUUUUGUUGCUCUAUUCGAAAAAUCAAUUCAUAUCUGGAAAUUUAUUACAAGAUAUAUUAUCGAAUUUCACAAAACAUAUUGGUGCUCUUUACAAGAACAAAAAUUGGGUGUAAGUCAGAACCAUGUCAUCUACAAGAAUGGUGAAUCCAAAAUAUUCAUAAUGAACUUCGAAUAAAUAAGUAAAUAGAUUUAAAUAUAACUUUAAUCAGAUUUAAGGAAUCAAACUAGAAAAAUUAUUCUUUCACCAAAUUUGCUGAUAAAAACUAAUCCAUUGGAGAUACUUCGUAUUAACAAUAAAUUAGAGUUAAAAAAAGAAUAAAUAGCUGGAAUAUCAGCCAGUUAAAUAACAAAAAUUGCAUAUUGUGCUAAUACAUAGAGAUUUGCUUUUGAAGAUGAAGAUCAAUCAAUUAUUAUAUGGUCAAUUGAAAAAAAAUAACAACUGGGGAUAUUAAAUUCUAAUGAAAAUAAAAAUACUUAGCUUGUAUGUAUGAUAUUUUCUGGUAAUAGUAAGAUACUGUUCUCAUAUCAUGACGAUAAAAAAAUAAGAUUGUGGAAUAUAACAGAUAAAUAUGAGUUGAUCCAGAUAUAAAAUCUGAAGAACGAUAUGUACUUGGUAUAUUCUGUAAAUUUGCAGUUGCAUUCUAGUAAAGAUGAGGAGUAUAUAUUAAUAUGGUGUGAAACUUAACCUUGGGGUGAUUUUUAAAUGGGUUAAAUUUGUUUUUAGAUUGGCACGGUUGUAAGAAAAUUAGAUGAACUUUCUGGUGAAUGGACGAAAAAAUUUUCAGCUGCAUUUAAUUUAUCAAAUAAUGUAAUUGCUCUUUAAACUGAAUCAAUACUUAAAUUAUAUGAUAUAUCUUAGGAAGAGAUAAGAAUAAUUGCAAAUUUAGAGAACAAUCCACUUGAUGAUUUAUUGUGUUAAUCUAAUCUAAUGUUUUCAUCUGAUGGGAAAAUUCUUUUAUCAUUAGGCACUGAUUUCACAGUAAGAUUGUGCGAUAUUUCUGAUUAAAGCUCAAUAAUAGUCAAAGUUAAUAUGAAAAAACCAAUACAAGCUGUGGCUGUGCAGUUUCUAAAUUCAGAAACAAUCAGGAUUUAUAGUGAAUCGGGUAUUAUAAUUGAUUAAAAUAUUUCAGAAUAUUUAGAAAUAGGUGUUAUCAAAGAUGAAUAAUAAUAUGAUUUUAAAACUGCAAAACAAUAGAUAGGUAUAUCCAAAUAUAGCGGAAAAAUUAAUAAUAGAACUUUGGAGAUUUUUGAUUCUCAAACAAGCUAAUUAUAAUUUACUUUGAAUAAAUUUAGUUCCAAAAUAAGCGCAAUUUAAUUUACUCCAUCCUAAGAAUAAUUCAUUCUUGGAAUGGAGGAUGGAUCAAUAUUGUUAUAUAAGAUCGAUUAGUAGACAAUAAAAAUUUAUGACAUACCUACUUGCUAUCAUAUUUUUGCCAAAAAUCCUCUAUUAUCAGCUUAAAAUUGCAAUAUUAGACAAUCUACAUUUAAGACAAUUGAAAAUGAAAAUUUUGAAAAAGUAUUAUGCGAGAAAGGAGCCAUAAAAUGA